AAAACUAUGGCUAUUCGCAACUUAAAACAUUCCCAUUUUCAAUUUCCAGGCCUUUACUUUGGGGCCUUUAGAUUAAUCACAUUCAUGUCCUUUAUUCACUCAGCAAACACACUAUCUUUUGACCUUCACAGUUUCAAUAACAGGGAUCUGCUAUUCCAAGGAGAUGCUCUGCUCACUGACCAGGUUAUUCACCUAAGCGGCCAAGCCUUGUACAGAAAACAAAUGCAUUUAUGGGACAAGGCUACUGGAAAGCUUACUGAUUUUGAAACUCUAUUCACUUUCUCUAUCAACUCUGACAAUGGGCAUCUUCAGCGUGAUGGGCUCUCAUUUUUUCUCGUUCCAAAUGAUUCUAGCAUCCCUUCUAAUUCAAAUGGUGGUGAUCCAAUCGAGAAAACGGGAACCCAGUUUGUUGCUGUGGAGUUUGACCCACGUACAGAGCAUGUGGGGAUAUAUAUAAACUCCUUUCAGCCUGUAAAGGGCGUGGAAUGGCAUUGCACUGAGAAGGAAAAUUUUAGUGCAGUGGUUAAUUACUGCGCUGCUAAGAAACUUUUGUGUGUGUUGUUGAUUGAUCAUGUUGAUAAUAAUACAUUGACAGGAAAUUCAACACUUUGCAAGGUAGUUGAUCUCAGAGAGUAUCUACCAGAAUGGGUCAGUGUUGGCUUCUCAGCUUCUAGCAGAGAGUUAAGCCAGACAUAUACCAUUUUCUCAUGGAAAUUCUAUUCAUCAAGCAUAGAAGAUACACUUGACAAAAAGAAAAUGAAGACAAAGUGGGUUUUGGGAUCAGCCAUUGGAGCUUGUGCUGUUUGUGCUGCUUGUGUUUCAACUAUUGGAUUCAUUCUGCUGCGGUUGAAGCCGCAAAGGACGACAGAGAGCAGAGAAAGCCAAAGCCAAAGCCAAAAUGACGAUGCGAUCGUCGAUUUUUCCAUCGAAACUGAACUUGAAAGGGGAUCAGGGCCGAAAAGGUUCAAUUAUAGUGAGCUGGAACAGGCAACGAAUCGCUUUGAUGAGCAUGGGAAGCUCGGUCAGGGAGGAUUCGGCAGUGUUUAUAGUGGAUUCUUAACUGAUUUCAAUCAAAUUGUGGCUGUUAAGAGAUUUUCUAAAGGGUCAAAGCAGGGCAGAAAAGAGUACAAGUCAGAAGUGAAGAUAAUUAGCAGUUUAAGACAUAAAAAUUUAGUCCAACUUAUAGGCUGGUGCCAUGAAAGAGGCGAACUUCUUCUAGCCUACGAGUUCAUGCCUAAUGGUAGCCUUGAUUCUCAUCUCUUCAGGGGAAAAAGCGUGCUCUUGUGGGGAGUUAGAUACAAGAUAGCUCUUGGUUUGGCCUCUGCACUGCUCUACCUGCACGAAGAAUGGGAGCAGUGCGUGGUGCACAGGGAUAUCAAGUCUAGCAAUGUAAUGCUGGAUACAAAUUUUAAGGCAAAGCUUGGUGACUUUGGCCUAGCAAGGCUAAUAGAUCACGAGCUAGGCCCCAAGACCACAGGACCUGCAGGUACUAUGGGCUACAUAGCACCAGAGUAUAUUAGCACUGGCAAAGCCAGUAAAGAAUCAGAUAUGUACAGUUUUGGGAUUGUUGCGCUGGAAAUUGCUUGUGGUAGAAGAGCAAUUGAGCCUGACAUAGAUGAAUCACAGGUUAGAUUGGUAGCAUGGGUUUGGGAGCUGUAUGGAAAUGGAAAUCUCCUUGAUGCAGUGGACCAGAAACUCUGUGGAGCGAUCGAUGUAAAACAAAUGGAGCGAUUGUUGAUUGUUGGGUUGUGGUGUGCUCAUCCUGAUCACAACCUGAGACCCUCCAUAAGGCAGGCUGCUCAGGUGCUUAAUUUUGAGGCUGGAGUUCCUGAUCUUCCAAUGAAGAUGCCUGUUGCCAUGUAUCAAGUUCCUGAUUACGCCUCAACUAGUUCUUCUACAAAAGCCUUAAUGACUUUUACUAGUUUUAAUGUUGGUCGUUAAGUCAUUUAAUUCUUUAAUUUUAUUAAAGUUUCGGAAUUGUAUUUUAUUUUUCCGAAACUUUGAUUUUUAUUUAUCCAUAUUUUUAACUGUUUUAAUAUCACAUAUUCAACAGAAAAUUACAGGUA
Messenger RNA from Hevea brasiliensis (rubber tree), 2066 nucleotides. RefSeq names its product L-type lectin-domain containing receptor kinase IX.1-like. Gene Ontology annotation, molecular function: carbohydrate binding; ATP binding; protein kinase activity. The transcript has a single exon. Gene Ontology annotation, cellular component: plasma membrane. The record is from RefSeq and is a predicted model, not a curated record. NCBI's taxonomy places the organism in Eukaryota, Viridiplantae, Streptophyta, Magnoliopsida, Malpighiales, Euphorbiaceae. Bases 7 to 1941 code for a protein of 644 amino acids. Gene Ontology annotation, biological process: protein phosphorylation.